AUGGGAAAGUUAGAAGACGUGGAAGCGGAGAAAAAAGUAUGGGAGAGCGACGAUGCGUGGGAACUCCGAAAAGCGUUCAUGUUGGCACAUUACGAUGAUUAUCCAAAAAUCCAAUUACAAUGCCUAUCACAACUCUUCAUCAAUGUUACACUUCUCGGAUGCGAGUAUUCUGAAUCGCUGAUGCAAAAAAUUCGAACAAUGGGCGCAGGAAUUGCAGCCAAUAAAGACCGCACCAAAACUGGAAGCUACGUGAAAGCGUCCGCUGCGAAGAAGAGACAAGCAGUGAAGCCGUCGGAUUUGGAAGGAGCGCCAGUAGAGGCGAAACGAGAGAAAGUUGAAGAGGCGCCCGUUUCGGACCACGAGGCGUACAAUGAGAGACUCGAGAAGUUGAGAUCCACUUUGUCUUUGACUCCUCACCACUUGACUGGCGAGCAAAUGAUGAAAGCUGCAACGAAUGGAUGUCUGAUGAAGUGGUACGUCAAGAAGGUCAAUCAGAAAAUUGAGAUUUACAUCGAUCGAUAUGUGGCAUUCAGGCAUACAUUCUCUCAAUACUGUGUGGACAUUCAUGAUUGUGCUGUGAAUGCACUAAUCGAAAGCAUACUGUCGUGUACAGCUGCUCUUAAUGAUGAUGGAGAUGAGAUUCGAUUCGAUGGAGUGCCGGCUGAUGAGUGUUAUGCGAAAUCAGUAGAGAGACGACUUGGGAAGAUUAAGGGAGGAUUGGGAAAUGGAACUCACACGUUGAAGGCAUUUUCCACUCAACUCGAAUCUGUCAACAUGUCUCUCAUUCAAAAUACCAAAAAACUCGAGGGAUGGUCCCAACAACUGGAUCUCGUCACUGCUGAUCUCCUUCUUGGAUCUCGUAUUCUCUCAAGCACUGAAUGCACAAAACCUGCGAUGGCGACGAUCGCCGAUGAAAUGUGUGCUCAAAUCUGUCAAUUGAUUCUGACGAAUAACGCAACAGUCAUCAAUUCAAUGAAAUCUCACAGUUCUCUUGCAUUCCAAGUCUAA
Messenger RNA from Caenorhabditis remanei, 1008 nucleotides. RefSeq lists its product as uncharacterized. The record is from RefSeq and is a predicted model, not a curated record. NCBI's taxonomy places the organism in Eukaryota, Metazoa, Nematoda, Chromadorea, Rhabditida, Rhabditidae. The coding region runs from base 1 to 1008 and encodes 335 amino acids. The transcript is spliced from 7 exons.